Messenger RNA from Aspergillus luchuensis, 783 nucleotides. RefSeq lists its product as uncharacterized. Lineage: Eukaryota; Fungi; Ascomycota; Eurotiomycetes; Eurotiales; Aspergillaceae. The record is from RefSeq and is a predicted model, not a curated record. Bases 1 to 783 code for a protein of 260 amino acids. The transcript has a single exon.
AUGCAGCCUUCGCAGGAGAACCAAAGCAACCAGCCUGAUCGGCCAGGUACUCCGCCGCGCCCGCCUUACUCGCCCGUGACUCCUGUCUUUGCCCAUCUUGUGCCUGUCACGAACGCCGCCGCGGGGAACGGUGCUCCUCACCCUAUUGUUCCUCCUGCUGCGUCGCCCUCGCCAACCACAAGAGUACCCCCUUAUGGUUCAUCGGCGGACUUUACCCCGCCGGCUGCAGCCCCCGUGUUCGCGCCCGAGCCGGCCGCCGUCCCGAUCUCGGAGAGCGAGAACCCAGAUGCCAUUGCUCUGCGAUCCGCGAUCUCUAUCCUUCAGCUCCAGAAGCAGCAAAGCAUGCGGGAUAUCCAGACGCUAGAAAAGUUCAAGAAGGCCGCGGCAGAGGAUCCAGAAGGGUUCGCCCGCGAACUGGCAGCGGGAAAUCUGUCGGCGAAGGAUACAGGGGCUUUCAUCAACUUCACUCAUGACAAAGACUCGGAGGAUGAGGAUGUAGAGAGUCCGAAGAGAGGCGUUUAUGCUGGGCUGGGGACCCUGCCCACGCCGCAGAAUGUUGUCCGCAUGCCUCCCAUCAACUGGAACAAGUACCAGAUCGUGGGCGAACCGUUGGAUAAGAUGCACGAGGAGCAGCGGAGGCGGCCAUCUUCUGGCGAAUCCAGACGCGACGAUAGUGCUCAACGAGCACCAGAGCAUGUGUUAGCUUCGCCGUAUCGACCUCUAGUAGACAAGCUAGAGAGUCCGGGAAAGGCCAAGGGCACCAACAGAAACAAGAAGACUUGA